Messenger RNA from Pygocentrus nattereri (red-bellied piranha), 11609 nucleotides. It is a transcript of the gene dock3, whose product is annotated as dedicator of cytokinesis 3. Gene Ontology annotation, cellular component: cytoplasm; plasma membrane. Gene Ontology annotation, molecular function: GTPase activator activity; small GTPase binding; guanyl-nucleotide exchange factor activity. Lineage: Eukaryota; Metazoa; Chordata; Actinopteri; Characiformes; Serrasalmidae. Gene Ontology annotation, biological process: small GTPase-mediated signal transduction. The record is from RefSeq and is a predicted model, not a curated record. The transcript is spliced from 56 exons. The coding region runs from base 728 to 7036 and encodes 2102 amino acids.
GGGGAAGAUGGCGCAGCGCCGACUGUGAGUGAGGAGACGGAGCCGCGUUCCAGCUGGCUUUUGCGUCGAGGUGCGAAACAAACAAACAAACAAACAAGCAACAAGCAAGCGCUACUCUAUCCGCGCGCACGUGCGUGAAGACUGAGGAGGGGGCGCGCGCCACCGCUGCUAAUUCAAAUUUCAAAUCUCGUAACGGUUUUUUUCCGUCCCUCAGCCCGACAGAGGUGCAGAGUGAGCGAGAGAGACGCUGAUGUGCGACCCAGUUAGAGAGAUACGAGCGCCGUCUCUCUCUCUCUCUCUCUCUCUCUCUCUCUCUAUCUCUCUCCCUCUCUCUCUCUCUCUCUCUCCCUCUCUAUCUCCCCGCUGUGUUAGCUGGGUGGACGGUGCGGGAGAGAAAAGACAAGACCUCUCUCCCCCGGUUCCUGGACAACAACUCUGCGAGCCUUCCUGCUGACGAAGAGGAAAACCUCCGAGAAGAGAGAGGGAGAGGGGGAGAGAGAGAGCGAGAGAGAGAGAAAACACUUCAGCUGAGAAGAUGUGUCAUUCAGAGGACGAAGUAUGGUCGCCAAAGCCUUUUUAAUCAGCUAGCUUGACGUUGUUUUGAUUUACUCCUAGCUUAGCUAGCCUCUCCUUUUUCCCCCCCAUCAAACGUUUUUUUUGAGCCUAUCACAACUUUCAUGUAGCUAAAACUGUACGUUUGGUGUCUUGGGGAAUUUAAACCGGGAUCAUGUGGACACCGACGGAGGACGAAAAGCUUGGAGUCGUGAUAUGCAGCUUCCGGGGCUCAGUGUCUCAUGGCUUGACUCUAGAGAUCGGAGAGACUGUUCAGAUCCUGGAAAAGUGUGAGGGAUGGUUCAGAGGGUUCUCCACCAAAAAACCAACUGUCAAGGGAAUCUUCCCAGCCACUUAUGUUUACCUGAGGAAGGCCAUGGUCACCAACAGAGGGCAAUAUGAGACAGCGGUGCCCCUUGAAGACCCUGUCAUAACUGAGGUCACCUCCACCCUGCAGGAAUGGGCUGUGCUGUGGAAACAGCUGUAUGUGAAGCAUAAAGUGGACCUCUUCUAUAAGCUGCGCCACGUGAUGAAUGAGCUGAUCGACUUGAGGCGGCAGAUGCUUUCUGGUCACCUAACCCAAGAUCAAGUCCGUGAAGUCAAACGCCACAUUACUGUACGCCUUGACUGGGGCAAUGAACACUUAGGCCUGGAUCUUGUACCAAGGAAAGACUUUGAAAUGGUAGAUGCAGACCAGAUUAGUGUUUCAGACCUCUACAAAAUGCAUCUGUCCAGCAGACACAGCGUCCAGCAAAGCACAACCCAGGGGGACAGUGUGCGGCAGCGUCAUGGCGAUGCCUGUCGGAUCCCUGUACCACACCAUCUCUUUGUCAAUCUCAAGAGCUUCACCUAUAACACCAUUGGUGAAGACACAGACAUCUUCUUUUCCCUUUACGACCUUAGGGAGGGCAAGCAUAUAAGUGAGAAAUUCAUGGUGAGGCUCAACAAAAAUGGAGGCCCAAAGAACCCAGAGAAAGUUGACAGACUCUGCGCAUUGUUUACGGACCUAAGCAAUAAGGACAUGAAGAGAGACUUGUACAUUAUUGCUCAAGUGAUCAGGACUGGGAGGAUGCUGCUGAAUGACUCGAAGAAGGGUCCUCCUCAUGUACAUUACAGACGGCCCUACGGCUGUGCCGUGUUGGCCAUGAGCGACGUGCUACAAACCAUCUCUGAACUCAAGGAGGAGAAAGACUUUGUACUCAAAGUUUACACUUGUAACAACGAGAAUGAGUGGUACCAGAUUCAUGAAAACAUCAUCCGCAAGUCCAGCACCAAAUACACUGCUCCCAGCACUAACUAUGGUCUGAUCAUCUCCCUGCAGCUGCUCAGAGGAGAGAUGGAACAGGUCCGCCGGGAGAACCCCAUGAUCUUCAAUCGCUGUGUCGCCAUCACACGCAAACUGGGCUUCCCUGAUGUCAUCAUGCCAGAAACAACGAUAGAUGACUGUGACAUCCGUAAUGACUUGUACCUCACCUUGGAGAGAGGGGACUUUGAGAGAGGAGGGAAGAGUGUUCAGAAGAAUAUUGAGGUCACCGUGUAUGUGCUCUACGCUGACGGAGAAAUUCUCAAAGACUGCAUUAGCCUGGGGUCAGGGGAGCCUAAUAUCUGCGAGCAUCGUUUUUUUGUCCUCUACCACAAUAACAGCCCUCGCUGGAGUGAAGUGAUUAAGCUGCCCAUUCCUAUCGACAGAUUCCGAGGCUCUCACCUGCGCUUUGAAUUCAGACACUGUUCUACAAAAGACAAAGGAGAAAAAAAGCUUUUUGGCUUUGCCUUUACCCCGCUCAUGAGGGAAGAUGGCACAACACUAUCUGAUGAGAGUCACGAACUCUAUGUGUACAAGUGUGAUGAAAACACCACCUUCAGUAACCAUGCAUUGUACUUGGGACUGCCUUGCUGUAAAGACGACUACAAUGGCUGCCCCAACAUUCCUUCUAGCCUCAUCUUUCAGCGUAGUACCAAGGAAACUCUGUGGAUCUCCACUCAGCUUUCCUCUACCAAGCUUACUCAGAAUGUGGAUUUGCUUGCGCUGCUAAAAUGGAAGGCUCAUCCUGAUCGUGUUAUGGACAUUCUGGGUCGAUUACGCCAUGUUAGUGGAGAGGAAAUAGUUAAAUUUCUUCAGGACAUUCUAGACACACUUUUCUCCAUCCUAGACGACAACACAGACAAGUAUGGCCCACUGGUGUUUCAGUCGCUGGUAUUUAUCAUCAACCUGCUCCGAGACAGCAAGUACUACCAUUUCCGCCCAGUGAUGGACACUUACAUUCAGAAACACUUUGCUGGAGCACUCGCCUACAAAGAACUGAUUCGUUGUCUGAAAUGGUACAUGGACCGUUCAGCAGAGGUUGUCCGACAAGACCACAUUCAGGAAGCAAUGAGGGCACUGGAAUACCUGUUCAAGUUCAUUGUGCAGUCAAGGAUCCUGUACUCUCGGGCCACCUGUGGCAUGGAAGAGGACCAGUUUCGGACAAGUAUCCAGGAGCUUUUCCAGUCCAUCCGUUUUGUACUGAGCUUGGACAGCCGCAGCUCAGAGACUCUCAUCUUCACUCAGGGCCCACAACCUAAUCUUGGACAAGCCUCCACCAGCCAGGCCAGCUGUGUGCAGCCGUUGAGCUGUAAUGCUCCACGGCCUUCCCCUCUGUCAGCAGCCCUGCUCAAUUCCUUCCCAGCCAUCUUUGAUGAGCUCCUGCAGAUGUUCACAGUGCAGGAGGUGGCUGAGUUUGUGAGAGGAACCUUGGGGAGCAUGCCCAGUACUGUCCACAUAGGCCAGUCAAUGGAUGUGGUGAAGCUGCAGUCCAUUGCUCGGACUGUAGAUAGCAGGUUGUUCUCUUUUCCAGAGUCGAGGAGGAUUCUUCUGCCUGUGGUUCUACACCAUAUCCAUCUUCACCUGCGGCAACAGAAAGAGCUGCUCAUCUGCUCAGGCAUCCUGAGCAGUAUCUUCUCCAUCAUCAAAACCAGCUCACUGGAGACCUCAGUACAGGAGGAGGUGGAAAUGGUGGUGGAGAGUUUACUGGACGUUCUGCUGCAAACACUGCUGACCAUCAUGAGCAAGUCCCAGUCUCAGGAGGCGGUAAGAGGCCAGCGCUGCCCACAGUGCACGGCCGAGAUCACUGGGGAGUAUGUGUCCUGCCUCCUGUCCCUCCUGCGACAAAUGACAGAUAUACACUUUCAGCAUCUGCUGGACAACUUUCAGAGCAAAGAGGAGUUAAAGGAGUUCCUGCUGAAGAUUUUCUGUGUGUUUCGCAACCUGAUGAAGCUCAGCAUUUUCCCCAGAGACUGGAACGUGAUGCGGCUCCUGACCAGCAACAUCAUUGUGACCACAGCCCAGUAUCUUUCUCCUGCGCUGCACAAGAACUUCACUGACGCUGACUUUGACUUUAAGGUAUGGAAUUCGUACUUCAGUCUGGCAGUGCUAUACAUAAAUCAGCCCAGCCUACAGCUUGAGACCUUAACGCCAGCCAAGAGAAAGAAGAUUCUUGACAAAUAUGGUGAUAUGAGAGUCAUGAUGGCUUAUGAGCUGUUUAGCAUGUGGCAAAACCUUGGUGAAAAUAAGAUUCACUUUAUCCCGGGCAUGAUCGGACCAUUCCUGGGGGUAACACUAGUGCCCCAGAGUGAGGUCAGGAACAUCAUGAUCCCCAUUUUUCAUGACAUGAUGGACUGGGAACAACGCAAGAAUGGCAACUUCAAGCAGGUGGAGGCAGAGCUUAUAGAUAAACUGGAUAGUCUAGUCUCUGAGGGCAAAGGAGAUGAGAACUACAGAGAGCUCUUUGGUUUGCUUACUCAGCUAUUUGGGCCCUAUCCCAGUCUUUUGGAGAAGAUUGAACAGGAGACAUGGAGAGAGACAGGCAUCUCUUUUGUCACCUCUGUUACUCGUCUGAUGGAGAGGUUGCUAGACUACAGAGACUGUAUGAAGGGAGAUGAGACGGAGAACAAGAAGAUUGGGUGCACAGUGAACUUGCUAAACUUCUAUAAGUCUGAGAUCAAUAAGGAGGAAAUGUACAUCCGCUACAUUCACAAGUUGUGUGACAUGCACCUGCAGGCAGAGAACUACACAGAGGCUGCCUUCACUCUUCUCCUCUACUGGGAGCUGCUACAGUGGGAGGAGAGACCCCUCCGGGAGUUUCUCCACUACCCAGCCCAGAGCGAAUGGCACCGCAAAGAGGGCCUUUGCCGGAAGGUCAUCCACUACUUCAACAAGGGCAAGUGCUGGGAAUUUGGUAUUCCUUUAUGUCGAGAGUUGGCCUUCCAAUAUGAAUCCUUAUAUGACUAUCAAAGCCUCAGCUGGAUACGGAAAAUGGAGGCAGCCUACUAUGACAACAUUAUGGAGCAGCAGAGACUAGAGCCUGAGUUCUUCAGGGUGGGCUUUUACGGUCGGAAAUUUCCCUUUUUCCUCAGGAAUAAGGAGUUUGUUUGCCGGGGGCAUGACUAUGAGAGGCUUGAAGCCUUUCAGCAGAGAAUGCUGGGAGAAUUCCCACAAGCCAUUGCCAUGCAGCAUCCCAAUCAACCAGAUGAGGCAAUUUUGCAGUGUGAUGCUCAGUACUUGCAGAUCUACGCAGUAACUCCAGUGCCGGAGAAUGUGGACGUGCUUCAGAUGGACCGCGUUCCCGACCGCAUCAAAAGCUUUUACCGGGUCAACAAUGUGCGUCGCUUCCGUUACGACCGGCCCUUUCACAAGGGACCCAAAGACAAGGAAAAUGAGUUUAAGAGCCUUUGGAUUGAGAGGACCACCCUCACCCUUACUCACCCCCUGCCAGGCAUCUCACGAUGGUUUGAGGUGGAGAAGAGAGAGCUGAUUGAAGUUAGCCCUCUGGAGAAUGCCAUCUCAGUGGUGGAGAAUAAGAACCAGGAGCUGCGGACUCUAAUCAGUCAGUACCAGCAUAAGCAGCUGCAUGGCAACAUCAACCUGCUCAGUAUGUGCCUCAACGGGGUCAUUGAUGCAGCUGUCAACGGGGGCAUUGCAAGAUACCAGGAGGCGUUCUUUGAUAAGGAGUACAUUGGCACCCAUCCAGAGGACACUGAAAAGAUCACUCAGCUGAAGGACCUCAUGCAGGACCAGGUUCACAUCCUGGGUGUAGGACUGGCUGUGCAUGAGAAACUGGUGCACCCUGAAAUGCGGCCUCUGCAUAAGAAGCUGAUAGAUCAGUUCCAGAUGAUGAGGAGCAGUCUGUGCCAUUGUUUCUAUGUGGCCCUGCAGGGCCUGCCUGGCCUUGAUAAGCUGAGUUCGGCCAGCAACCCGCGAGGCAUCCUGACCUCCCACAGUCCCAUGAGUCCAGAGAGCAUCAAACUUAUGCACAGACAUAGCUCGCUGAAUCUGUUGGGCUCCAUCCGCCACUCCUCUACUUCCCUCUCCUCUCACACCUCCAGUGAGACCGGAAACCUCCUCAUCCUCACUGACGGAAUGCUGCUGGAGCACCCAGAGGACCUCUACCGCAUGCAGCCCAGUCCCUCGACGUCGAGCCUGAGCUCCACACAUUCAGCUCCAUCUCAAAUGAUCAACUCAGGCCCCAACAGCAUCCGAGUUGGCUCCCCAUCACUGCCUGACAAAUACAGGCACAACCGCGAGAUGCUGAUGCUGCUGCCACCCCAUCGAGAUCGACCCAGCAGUGCCAUGUACCCAAAUGUGACUGAAAAUGGACAGCCAACAAACAUCCAGAGGGCCUUAUUCCAUCAGGUCAUUGGUCCAUGCAAGCCAUGCAGUGACCCCAAUCUUUCUGUGGCUGAGAAAGUGCUGACUGCUCCUAGCAGUUGGAGUUUGGACAGUGGCACCAGAGACGCCUUUCCUUUCCUCUCCGCCCAUGUAGGAAGUGUGAUGGCUCCCCCAGUGCCCCCUCGCAGUCUUCCAUCUGGACACUUCUCGAUGCACUUUGAUGCUUUCCACCACCAGAUCAGCGACCUCCCUCCAGCUCUCCCUGCGCGCUCCUUACGAAAGUCACCCCUUCACCCUAUACCUGCCUCGCCCACCAGUCCGCAAUCGGGCCUGGAUGGCAGUAAUUCCACCCUGUCCGGCAGUGCCAGCAGCGGCGUCUCCUCCCUGAGCGAGAGCAACUUUGUCCAGUCCUCCUCCGAGCCUCCGGCACGGGCUGACACAUUGGACUCAGUGCCCAGCAGCCAGGCCUGGACCACGGACACAGAAGAGGCCGAGACGCCCUACCUUCCCGUCCGCUACAGCGUCUCCGAGCCUGAGGUCCUGGACAAUCUGAAGCCCGCCCCCUGCCGCAGCCACUCUGCUCCGGUGGGCGUUACACCAGUGAUUCCUCCAGACAGCCACCACCACCCCCACGCCAUCCACAUCACACACCCCCAUUACCACCACCACGAGCCACCACCUGCACUUCCUCCAAAACCAUACUUAAGAGAAGGCUGCAUACCUGAGGAGGACUUGAGGUCUGUUCCAAGGCCCAUGCCUCGCAAGAUUUCCCAGCCACUGCUCACCAACAAGGAAGAACAAGCCAAAGUGGCCUGGGAGCAUGGCAUCAGUGAGGAGUGAGGAGUUCAUCAGGAUGAAGACCGGGGCUGAUUUACUGGGUUUUGAAGCUGGUUUGAAGAAUGGUAGAGCCCAAAUCAAACAGUUGGUUUUCGGGAAUGUUCUCCUCUCAAUUCAUAUUACCUCCAACAAGGAUUUGCUUUUUUCAUGAGUACUCACCAUGUUUCUAAGCUUCUAAACACUGGUAUGAACUUACAUUUUGUAUUUAUGGUUGUUUACUGGGGACUGUGAGUCCAAAGUUGUUCCAGCGCUCUUAUUCCCCUUCUUGAUCAAGAUGAAAGGUAGUGAUAGGAUGAAGGUUUUUGCUAAAUGUUCUCAUAGGUUAGCAACAGGAAAUACUAAAUGACGAUUCCUAUCCUGUGGGAAAAAGUUUGAUUAAAUGCACUUCUGAGUGUGUAGUGUUAGUCCCUUCACUUUUUAUUACACUGAUCAGACAAGAGUACUGAAUAUUCUUUUAAAAUAUAAUGUAAGUGGAAGGUUCAUUCAGAGAUUUUGAGUUAAAAGUAGGCCGAUAGGUUAUUUGUGCAAAAACUACUGAAAUUAGACUAUGACAUUACCUCUUGGAGCAUCACUUUUCAAUUCUGGAAGAGCUGCACUUUAACACUUGUUUCCGGACCAUCAGAAAGUGACAUUUAUUUAAAAUAAUAGCAUGUUGGACUUGCUUAUUGGUUUGGAUGAGACCUUUGGAUGGUUUUAUAGUCAUCGACAUAUUACUAUAAUUACAGACUGAUUAACUGUCUGUCAUAAGAGUCUCAAUUUCUCUGUGUCACUUAAAAAAAUGCUCAUUUAUCUUGCCAUAACAUUUAUAGGGCUUUCUGUCUGAGAGCCUCCAAUAUUGAUGUCAGAACUGCUGUUAAUAUUUCUGCUAGAGUAGAUUUUCUAUUACUAUUAUGACUCACUAGUUUGAGAGCUGAAUUAGGAAACUCUACACAUAGCACUUCUCCUGAGCAGUAGCACACUGACUUGGCAGUAAGAGGCUUAUGUACUUUGCAAAAGCUUCAUUACACACACUUUAUUAUCGUGCUUCAAAAGCAAAUCAGCCAACCAUUCUGAGCUCUAUUAUCCAGUUAUGCGAGUAACACCACAGACAAGGAGAUGUAAUAUAAAACCCAUUUCACAGAUGUCUUCUAGCAGUGCAGCUGCUUUGGGGCCCAGCAGGUUUUUUCUUAUUUGAUUUAUUUCUCAUUAAGUUGGCAGUUUUCGUAAAAGAAGAAUAUAUUUUUAGAUAGAGCAAAUGUAAAACUCCCUAACUUUAUUUAAUAAAAUUGUACAGUAAAAAAUAAGAAAUACAAGCUUAUAUAAUAAUACAAGGAUGUUGAGUGAGGACCUUUGAAAAGUAUACAAUGUUAUAUGCAAGUGAAGGGAUUUUUGAAGACCCUUUUAGCUGCUGAAGGAUGUGCAAUUGCUUCCUGAUGGAUAUAUGAUGUUAUGUCCGAUGAUUAUUUUUAAGAACGGGGAGAUACAAUGUAUGUUAUAAUUUCAUAAGCUGAGAUUUUUGUAAAACUGUGCAUGUUUUCUUCAUUACUGUGGCGAUACAGCAGAGAAAUAAUUGACUAAAAAUUACUAGUGUGCUCCACUUUAAUGAGUUUAGAAGAGAGAUGCCUGUGGAGCUCUGCAAACUUUUUCACAGUUGACUUUAAUUUUACCUUACCUGACCCCUUCCAUUAUGGAUUAAUGCCUUGCGCUGCAACCUGCCCAGUUUCUCUAGACAUAAAUUCCCAAAGUUGUUUCACAUCUCAUACAUGUAGAAUAGCUUUUUUCUCUCAUCAGGUUAUCUUAGAGUAGCUUCCAAUAUCUUUCCAGUAAUGUAAUACAGCCAUUUGCAAAAGUAUUCAAACCUGUGAUUUUUUUUCCACCACAUGUUGAUAUAAAACAUACAUUUUACAACAGAUAAAUCCAUGCCAUUGUACAUGGACCGAUCAGAAAAGAUGUCAUCUAAACUAGUGUGGUGGUUUUGUUCUGUGGGCAGUGAUAAUAUUAGACACACGUUUGAUGUUAUAGAGAAGUCUGAAACAGCAGUAUCUUUAGUGUAGCACAAAAAGAAAAAAAUGUCCAUAUCUGUAUUUCACUAUAUAGAUCAGGAAUGUGCACGGACACAUUCAUCAAAAUCUGGCCUAAUCGAACUCUUCUAGACUUUACGUCAGGGUAACUCAGGUGCACCACCAGUCAUCCCACCAGUAAAGCAACAGUAAUCCAAUUAAGAAAGCAUGCCAUUUCAUAACGUUUUUGUUCUAAACAAGAAACAUGCACUAAUAAUGUGAUGAGGAUUUUGUUGUUGUAAAAAAAAAAACAACAGGGAUUUAUGCCAGGCUCUGUGGAGCUCUUAAAUAGAGCUACAACUCUAUGUAUUUAUAUAAUAUUUUCACAGUAGGUAACCUCACAACCUUUCAGUCUAGUGAUUGGGGUGUUUUUGGCUGCCUUAGGGAAAAAACUUCUAACAUUAUGUUUGGUUUCAUUUGAACCAUAAAAAAACUAGACGUUGUUGCAAUGUGUUGUAAAUUUAAUUUACGCUCCACCCCAACACCACCCCCAAACAAUUUCUGUGCACGGGCCCGAUGAAGACAGUACUAAGACAAUUUAGCUUGUUUUCUUUUGCAAAACUUGUGGGCAUUUGCAAGUUUAUUCAAAUUCAUAGAAAACCUGUUUUAUGUGAUUAUGUAAUUUUGCGCCACAAAUUUAAAUUUUCACUUUAUCUGCCCCUUUCAUAAUGACGAUAGACAGUUCCGUAAGUGUUCAGUUUGGGAUCUGGAGCAUGCCACUUUAUCUAGAGGAUCUAUUUUGGGUUUGAAAAAUAAAUAUUUUUAUUGACGUCUUGCAAAUAGCAGAACUAUAUGAUAGAGAAUGCACAUGAUUUAUAAAAAUGUAUUUAACCCUUGUUAUACUUGAAAGGAUGUCAAAAGCAAUUAGGCUGUCCUGUAUUAUCUGUUUUGUUUAUUUCUGUGUGUGUAAUGUGAGCAUUGUAUUCUUCGUGGUACAAACAUCUGGCAAAAAGAAGGUACAUCAAUAGAUCAGACUUUGUUAAUGACUGUAGAGCACAUGUUUAAAGGGAACAAUUAGGAAUUAGCUGCCUUCUAGUGUCAGAGACGGAAGAACUCAUGAACCAUGGUCGUCUUAGCCGAGGUGUAUUAGGAGUAGUGAUUAAUCUACCAUAUUCCUUAUCAGUCAUAUCCAAAAAGCAUUAACCUUUUCACUCUGUUCAUAUAGUAAUACACUUUUCUUAAUUAACUAAGAACAGGAGUGAUGGCUGAUGAUUUGAUGGUGUGAUGGCUCAAGUCUUUUUGAGCCAAGAGAAUAUAAGAUUGUCAUUGUGAUGAUUUGGGUUGAGGAAAUAAUGAAGGAUAUUAAGAUGAUUUGUGUCGAGUUUGAGUAUUCUUACGUUAGUACUGUGAAUAUUAGGGGUUGUUAAAGUUAUUUAAGUUGUGCAAAGAAACAGUAUUAAGGCAAGAUAUCUGGGUUGGCCAAAAUUGUGAAUACCACACUUCUAACUACAGCUAAAAUUAUUCAUAUUUAUUGUUUUAACAUUUUUUUAUAACUUUUUUUAUUUUGCUAAUAUUUUUUCCUGUAAAUAUUCAAAUUUCAUGUUAACUGUAAGUGUGCAUGUGUGUGUGUCGUGUAGGUUUUUACUUUGAUUUUCUUCAUUUGUUUCAUUUCAUAAUGUCCAGGCAAAAAUAUAUAUUCAGAAUUCAUCGGCCACAACAUGAUAGCUGAAAUAGUUGUACAUAUUUUAUCCAUCUGAUGUCUUGACAGAGUAAAACUCAUUUUGGAUCAUAACAUUUUGGGUUGAAGGUGGCCUUUGCUUUGAUAUGAGGAGGUUUGUGGGGGUUUCAGGUCGAUAGCUUUUCCCUUUCUUCACUCUAAUUGGGUUUCAGAUGGUCCAGAAUAGUAGUUUGUUCAUAUCUGUCUCCCUGAAAUGAGCAGCAUAUAGUUGGUUACAUGUUGUAUGGAUAACUAAUACGAGUAUAGAGUCUCUUGACCUGUAUUUUUGAAAGAUUGCUGUUAGAGAAAAGUGGUUGUUUUUAAUUAUGUGAAAAUGACAAUAUCUUGACAAUAGGAAUUUCACCGCUCCAGUAAAGGGAAACCCAAGAGAAAGACUUUUUCUUUGUACAUAGGAAAAACUGUAGAAAGAUGGGUACUAAAACACUUUUGGAAGCAUUAUAAUUCGUACGUCACCACGUCUGUCUUUAUGUACAUAAUCCUUCAGAAGCUGUGUAUUUAUACGGUUAAGAAGGGCAAAUCAUGUAUAGAUUGGGAUUAAUUGUCUGCCUUGUACUUUCUGAUGUAAAUGUGUUUUUAAAACUAAAACAGCAAAUGGAAACAAGUGACUCUUUCAAUGGCCUAAUCACUACAGUUAUUUUGUGUAUUUUGCAUUGAAAUCUGAAGAACAAGUUCUGUUUUACCAUUAAGAGAUUAGGAAACCUUUGUACGAGUAUUCUCAAAGUAAUUUCUUUGUAUAUAUUGUGCUGGCAUGGACAAAAUGUGAUGUGAACUUUAGAUGUAAAUACACUUUUUUUUCCUAUAACUGCUGUGAUGUGGAAUUCAUUAAUAAUGCCUAACAUUAAAGAUAAUGUUUUAUCGA